Lates calcarifer (barramundi perch) is the source of this 2419-nucleotide messenger RNA. RefSeq names its product putative pyruvate dehydrogenase phosphatase isoenzyme 2 (gene pdp2). Gene Ontology annotation, biological process: protein dephosphorylation. The transcript is spliced from 9 exons. NCBI's taxonomy places the organism in Eukaryota, Metazoa, Chordata, Actinopteri, Centropomidae. Gene Ontology annotation, molecular function: protein serine/threonine phosphatase activity; cation binding. The record is from RefSeq and is a predicted model, not a curated record. Bases 313 to 1902 code for a protein of 529 amino acids.
CUCGAUUGGCAUUGAUUCAUUCGUAGUUUAGUUUGUUUGAAUUUGAUUAACUAAGUGUUUAUUCCGUGUAAUAAACAUAUGUACCACAUCAACCUGCGUGUAGACGUUUAGCUCAAGUACAAGCAACGUAAGUAGCUAAUAUGUUACACGUUAGCGAAGCUAACCAGCUAGCAAGCCAACUUUACGUUUUAUGUGUGUCCAGCUCAGAGUUAUGUAGCUAGCUCGUAACUAGUAACACCACGGGAAUCUCAUAAGGAGAGAAAUCAGGGUGAUUGAAGUACGCCACACCCUGCCGAAAGCGUUGUAGUAGAUAUGUCUGGUCGUGUGUACGCCAGCAUCCUUCAAAGAGCUUCGAGCUACGCUCACACACUUUCUUCUACUAUCUCAUUCCAGCCGCGACCAGCCCACAUUUGUCACUUCUCAUCCUGGGGUACCAUCAGAUCAGACCACUUGAACUUCACCGGUGAGGGGUCAGGAAAUUGGUCUCAAAGAGGGCAACACUACUCAACUCGUCAGGAUCUAGACCUUCAGCUCAGCCGAGUCCAAAUCAACAGUAUUCUGCGAUCUUAUGAGCAGAUUGUGAGUGUACCAGAGUUUGAUGGCAGGGGACUCAGUACUGUGAAAAAGUUUGAGAGUAACCAGCUAGCUGCUAACACACCAAAUGAGGACCGGCGCAGUGCAGCCACCUGCCUACAGUCAAAGGGCAUGCUCUUUGGAGUGUUUGACGGCCAUGGGGGUUGGGCAUGUGCCCAGGCUGUCAGUGAGCGACUGCUGUACUAUAUAGCAGUUGCUAUGAUGUCAAAGCAGAGCCUGGAGGAGCUUGAGAAGUGCAUGGAGAAUGGCAGGCCCGUUCCUCCCAUCUUGCAGUGGUACAAACACCAUGCAGAUUUCAACUAUCGUGAAUCUGCUUCACUCUACAUUGAACAUCUUAGAGUUUUCUGGCAGGAACUACUGGACAGUGAGGAACAUGAUGAAGGCAUGAGCCCUAUGGAUGCACUGAAUUGUGCUUUCAAACGUCUCGAUGCAGACAUCUCCUUAGAGGCUCAAGUCCCUCUUUCCAAUGACCUGAUGAAAAGCACAGCCAUUCAGGUGGCGUUUGCUGGUUGCACUGCCUGUGUGGCUCAUAUUGGCACAGAUGGGAUCCAUGUAGCAAAUGCCGGAGACUGCCGAGCAGUGUUGGGAGUGCGGGAGGAGGACGGUUCAUGGAGCGCUUUACCCCUGUCCAAGGACCAUAACUCUCAGAACCCGGCUGAGGUGGAGCGAAUCAAAGCACAACACCCGCCAUCCGAGAGAGACAAAGUGGUCACAGAUGACAGACUGCUCGGGGUUCUGAUGCCCCUGCGCGCGUUCGGUGAUGUGAGAUUCAAGUGGAGCUGUGAGUUGCAGCAGAGCAUUUUAGCCAGCCUGGAAUCCGGAGUGGAUCUCGACUCUCUCAACCUGUACCAGUACACUCCACCUAACUACCUAACUCCACCCUACUUGGACGUGACACCAGAGAUAACGUAUCACAAGCUCAGACCUCAGGACAGCUUCCUGAUCCUUGGAACUGACGGGCUGUGGGACGAACUAAGCAGUGAGGAGGCUGUGCGACUGGUUGGAGAGCACCUGAGUGGGAUUCACCUACAGGCUCCAGUUUCUCCGUCCGAGAGGCAGCUGAAGUUGGGUCAGUUGCAUGAACUUUUACUGAAACGCCGGGCCCGUGCCUCCCCCGCCCUGGACACCAACGUUGCCACGCACCUCAUCAGACAUGCUCUCGGCACAGGGGAGUAUGGAGAGCUAUGCCAGGAGAGACUGGCCUCUAUGCUCGCUCUGCCAGAGGACCUGGCUCGAAUGUACAGGGACGAUAUCACAGUGACUGUGGUGUAUCUGAACUCUGACCUGGCCAGACCUGACCGCAGCUAACAGAACAGUAUUUUUUUUUACCGUACUGGACAGAGAUAAAAGUGGGAUACAAAUGGCAAUCAUUACAACCUGUUACAUAGAUUGAUUUAUACACAUUUUAAGAUUAAUGGACAGUUUUCAAGUGAUGUAUUGUUUACAGGUUGUUUUUUUUUUUUUAUCACUGUUCCAUAGACUUAACACAGAUUAAAUAUUCAUAAUUGCAGCAUCUAUCAGGUCAACAUACUCAUUUUUUUGCAGUGUAUUCAUUGAGGUGUAAAUACAAGGCUACAGAAUAAUGCACACACUCACUUUGUUCCUUGUCUGCAUUUUUGUUUCUAUUUGUCUUGCACAGUUUGCUUUAGACAAUCUGUCUUUGACUUGUUUUCCUGUUUACCUCUACGUGUGCUGUGAAGAAUACUUUUAAUUUUAUAUAAAUGUAUAAACUGUCUUUAAUGUGACUGUCAGUUGUAUUUAAGUUGACACUGCCACUCAUUGAAGGAAGGGUGCAGAUGCCUCAUAUUAAACAGUUGACAAAUUA